AUGCACUCCUGGAACAGUGGCCGGAAUUGGUGGAAAGAUGAAGUGGUAUAUCAGAUUUGGCCUGCAUCCUUCAAGGACUCAAACGGAGAUGGAUGGGGAGACAUUGGGGGCGUGAUUGACUCCCUAGACUACAUCAAAGACCUGGGUACAAACAUUGUGUGGCUGUCUCCGAUUUUCGAUAGCCCCCAAGAAGAUAUGGGUUACGACAUUUCGAACUAUGAAGACAUUUACCGUCCAUUUGGAACUGUGUCUGACGUUGAGACCCUGAUCGAGGCUUGCCACAAGCGAGAUAUACGAAUAAUCCUGGACCUUGUCGUGAACCAUACUUCGGACCAGCACCAGUGGUUCAAAGAAUCGCGAUCUUCGAGAGAUAACCCGAAGCGGGACUGGUAUAUCUGGAGACAGGCGAGAUACAACGAGAACGGAAACCGUAUGCCCCCUAAUAACUGGCGAUCAAACUUUAGCGGCAGUGCGUGGCAGUGGGAUGAGCCGACUCAGGAAUAUUACCUACAUCUAUUCGCCAAGUCGCAGCCAGACCUCAACUGGGAAAAUCCCGCAAUGCGACAGGCUGUUUACGAUAGCGCGAUGAAAUUUUGGCUUGACAAGGGCGUUGACGGUUUCAGAAUCGACACUAUCACCAUCUAUAGCAAAGAUCCGUCGUUCCCCGAUGCUCCAGUUCUGGAUAAUAGUUCACCAUGGCAGUUGGCAUCUUGCCAUUAUCGGAACAAACCGAGAAAUUUCGACCAUAUUUCUGAGAUGAACGAGAAGGUGCUUUCGAAAUACGACAUCAUGACCGUCGGAGAAUACGGACCCACAUACGACACAUCUUUGGCACUUAAAUACUGUAGUGCAUCAGAGAAACGCAUUGACAUGGGCUUCCAGUUCGAGACAGUUUACAUUGGCUUUGGGAAAAUUGACAAAUUCCAAUAUGAGCCCUUUACUCUCGGUGAAUUCAAGAGGAGGCAUGCAAAAUGGCAAACGUUUAUUGAAGGAAACGAUGGAUGGACUUCAGCUUUCCUUGAAAACCACGAUCUCCCGCGUUCUGUGUCCCGAUUUGGAUCUGACAAACCAGAAUUCUGGGCAGUUUCCGCAAAAAUGCUGGCCAUGAUGCUGGUGACGACUACUGGAACUUUAUUCAUUUACCAGGGACAAGAGAUCGGGAUGACAAACAUUCCAAAGGAAUGGACUAUUGAGGAAUACCAGGACGUCGAGGCGAAAAACUAUUAUGCUGCCGUCAAAGACGCAACGCGGGGACAUGAGAGCGCUCUGAAACGAGCUAUGGAUGGAGUUAGGCAUGUCGGGAGGGAUCACGCAAGGACUCCUAUGCAAUGGAGUGAUGCUGCGAAUGCAGGAUUUUCUACAGGCAAGCCAUGGAUGAGGGUGAAUGACAACUAUCGAGAUAUUAAUGUCAGGAAUCAGUUGGCGGACAAGAAAAGUGUACUUUCGUUCUGGAAGGCCUUGAUCCGGUUGCGCCGUCAAUACAUAGACAUUUUCGCUCAUGGCUCAUUCUCAUACCUGGACGAGGGUGAAUCAGUGAUGACGUAUGUGAAGAAAUUCAACAGCCAAAGGGUUCUGGUGGCUUUGAACUUCACAUCAGACGAGCACAUAUUCUCAUUGCGAAAAGAAUGGUCAUCAGCAAAUCUUCUGGCCUGUAACAUUGAUCACCCAGAAGACCAGAAACUAAGUCCGUGGGAGGGAAGAAUCUACUCUAUCCAAAUCUAACAUCAGAAGCUUUCUUUUGUCGAAAGAAAUGUCUAAGGUGAUGACAAGUCACAAGAUUUGAG
This is a messenger RNA of Talaromyces proteolyticus, 1784 nucleotides long. RefSeq lists its product as uncharacterized. The record is from RefSeq and is a predicted model, not a curated record. Bases 1 to 1722 code for a protein of 573 amino acids. Gene Ontology annotation, molecular function: alpha-amylase activity. Gene Ontology annotation, biological process: oligosaccharide catabolic process. The transcript is spliced from 2 exons. NCBI's taxonomy places the organism in Eukaryota, Fungi, Ascomycota, Eurotiomycetes, Eurotiales, Trichocomaceae.